AUGUCUAACCAUUUGUAUAAACACGAAUAUUGGCAUGAUAAAUUUCCGCUAUUCAGGAAAAGGGUAAAGCUUUUUAUUAACACCUACGGUUUCAAUCCUGAAGUGCAAAAUCUUAGCUGUUCGUUUUUGGUUACUCAGAGUGGAGAGAAAUAUCUUUGGACCUGCCAAAUCUUGAGAGAAGAUACAUUUCUACCAAAUCGACGUAUUACUAAGAUAAGUCAAUGGCCUGAUGAGAUUAAUUGGACUAAUACAUGCAUUGUACAAUCCUCAGUUAACAAUAAAGAUAUUUUCAUUUUUACUGAUAACGGAAAGUUAUAUCACUUCCACUUAAUAUGCCAUCAGUGCCAUAUUGACCUCAGCAUGAGAAAAAUUGAUACUGAAGUAAGAUUCGAAGAGUUAAAAGUUAUUGCUUGCGGCAGCUCUUCUUUUAUAUUUAUUACUAAUGACGACGAAGUAUACGAGUGUACUAAUAGCAAUCAUUAUGGAAGGUUGGCACAAUCAUCUAACAUACUUUCAAAAAAAUUAAUAGUUAAAAUAGCUGCAGGAUUUGUUCAUACCCUUGCACUCACUGAUAAAGGAAAGGUUUAUGGCUGGGGUACAAACACGCAUGGACAACUGAAUUUUAAUGAAAACGAAGUAAGACAGUUAAUCUCCCCCUGCAAAAUACUUAUACCUAAUGUGAGAAAAGUAUCAGAUAUCGCCGCCAUGAAAUUUAUAAGCGCUUUCAAAUCUAGUUACGAUGGACUUGUCUACAUACAGGGUUGUUUACAUGGAAAAAGAAUUAGGCAUUUGGCUGUCUGUGAAUAUACAAAUAUAUUUGACAGAUACAACUCAUCGUUUCAUUCGCUAAAAGAGGAUCGUACAUAUACAGAGGAAGAGAAAAUUUUAUUGGAUGAUUUAAGAGAAGCGUUCGAUGAUUGUUUUUUAUCUUUGAAGUGCACGAGCGAUCUUACAAUACAAGUCAAGGGGCAAUCAAUUUACGUUCAUAAAAGCAUUCUGAAAAUGCGUUCUUUAUAUUUUAAAAACAUGUUCGAGUUUAAUGAAUCGGAAAACAGAAAAAGGAUUAUCAAAUAUGAUGAUCACUCAUAUCAAGCGUAUAAAGAUUUUUUUCAAUUUUUAUAUACAGGCUGUGUCUUCUUUGAAAAUAUAAACAAUAUGAUAGAGCUCUUGAUAUUAGCUGAUAAAUACUGCGAGUCAAAUCUUGAAAAAAAAUGUAUUAAGCAAUUAAAAAUCAAUAUGGAUUCAUCAACCGUAUCCUACAUUAAGCAAAUGGCGGAGAUGUAUAACAAAAUGGAAUUGGAGGAAUACUGUCUUAUCUAUCAAGUAAGAAACGCAUACGAUCCUAUGCAGAUAUUCUAA
Messenger RNA from Trachymyrmex septentrionalis, 1359 nucleotides. RefSeq names its product RCC1 and BTB domain-containing protein 1-like. Gene Ontology annotation, molecular function: protein binding. The record is from RefSeq and is a predicted model, not a curated record. The transcript is spliced from 10 exons. NCBI's taxonomy places the organism in Eukaryota, Metazoa, Arthropoda, Insecta, Hymenoptera, Formicidae. Bases 1 to 1359 code for a protein of 452 amino acids.